GCGGAUGGAGCCGCGCGGCCUGCCGUCGGAGCGCGGGGCAUUGUGGUCCCUGGCCAAGAUGGCGUCCUCCGUCCGGGCGAAAUGAGGGGCCGCCGACCGGGAGUCCCAGGCGGCUGCACCGGUACCGGCACCUCCUCGUCCCCAUAGGCUGCGUUCCGCGGUCAGCUUCCACCCUCCCCACCACACUUCCUUCCCCCUCCCACCCCACCCCUUCCCCGACUCGCACUCUCCAUCACCCCCACCCCCCCCUUCCCUCCCGAGGUGGAGGUGGUUGGUUUGGGGCGGGUGGGGGGUGGGGAAGCGGGGGGGGGUGAGGUAUCUCUGACUCCCCGUUGUACUGAGUGGAGCCGGGCCGCAGCAUGGCUGGAGCCAGCCUCCUGGAGGACCUGCUGGAGGAGGAGCAAGGCGACAUGACCGACUGGAACCUCCCGGUGGCUUUCGUCAAGAAGCGGCACUCGGAGAAAAUCGAGGGCUCCAAGGCGGUCACCCAGAGCUGGCGCAUGAAAGACCGGAUGAAAACUGUCAGUGUUGCCUUAGUUCUAUGCCUGAACGUUGGUGUGGACCCCCCAGAUGUGGUGAAAACUACUCCCUGUGCUCGUUUAGAGUGUUGGAUAGAUCCACUGUCCAUGAGCCCACAAAAAGCAUUGGAAAGUAUUGGUGCUAAUUUACAGAAGCAGUAUGAAAAUUGGCAACCAAGGGCCAGGUAUAAGCAAAGCUUGGAUCCAACAGUGGAUGAAGUUAAAAAACUUUGCACCUCCCUGAGACGCAAUGCGAAGGAAGAGCGUGUGCUUUUCCAUUACAAUGGACAUGGAGUGCCAAGACCGACAGUGAAUGGAGAAAUCUGGGUAUUCAAUAAGAAUUAUACCCAGUAUAUUCCUCUUUCUAUAUAUGACCUUCAGACUUGGAUGGGGAGCCCCUCAAUAUUUGUGUAUGACUGCUCAAAUGCUGGAAUCAUAGUGAAGUCAUUUAAGCAGUUUGCAUUGCAGAGGGAGCAGGAAUUGGAGGUUGCAGCUAUCAAUCCAAAUCAUCCACUAGCACAAAUGCCUUUGCCACCAUCAAUGAAAAACUGUAUCCAGUUGGCUGCCUGUGAGGCCACUGAACUUCUGCCCAUGAAUCCAGAUUUACCAGCAGAUCUUUUCACUUCCUGCCUGACUACACCUAUCAAAAUAGCAUUGCGCUGGUUCUGUAUGCAAAGGAGUGCUAAACUGGUGCCUGGAGUUACACUGGACUUGAUAGAAAAAAUUCCGGGAAGACUUAAUGACAGGCGAACUCCCCUUGGAGAACUCAAUUGGAUUUUUACAGCCAUAACAGACACAAUAGCUUGGAAUGUAUUACCAAGAGAUCUCUUCCAAAAAUUAUUUAGGCAAGACUUGUUGGUUGCCAGUUUAUUUCGCAAUUUUCUCCUGGCUGAAAGGAUCAUGAGAUCGUAUAACUGUACCCCUGUUAGUAGUCCUCGUCUGCCCCCAACAUACAUGCAUGCUAUGUGGCAAGCUUGGGACCUCGCAGUGGACAUUUGCCUUUCACAACUUCCCACCAUCAUUGAAGAGGGAACAGCUUUUAGGCAUAGUCCAUUCUUCGCUGAGCAGCUAACAGCGUUUCAGGUCUGGCUGACAAUGGGUGUUGAGAACAGGAAUCCACCAGAGCAAUUGCCAAUCGUCUUACAGGUGCUGCUUAGCCAGGUACACCGUCUGCGAGCGCUGGAUUUGUUGGGAAGAUUUUUAGAUUUGGGUCCCUGGGCCGUGAGUCUGGCAUUAUCUGUUGGUAUUUUCCCAUACGUUUUGAAACUGCUUCAGAGUUCAGCUCGGGAAUUAAGGCCCCUCUUGGUUUUCAUUUGGGCAAAGAUCUUGGCUGUAGAUAGCUCUUGCCAAGCUGACUUGGUGAAGGACAAUGGUCACAAAUAUUUCCUUUCCGUUUUGGCAGAUCCAUACAUGCCAGCUGAACACCGAACAAUGGCUGCCUUUAUUUUAGCUGUCAUCGUUAAUAAUUAUAAUACAGGACAGGAAGCCUGUUUGCAGGGAAAUCUAAUAGCGAUCUGCUUGGAACAACUGAACGAUCCCCAUCCUUUACUGCGACAGUGGGUGGCUAUUUGUUUGGGGCGUAUCUGGCAGAACUUUGAUGCUGCUCGUUGGUGUGGUGUAAGAGACAUUGCACAUGAGAAAUUGUACAGCCUUCUCUCAGAUCCUAUACCGGAGGUUCGUUGCUCUGCUGUCUUUGCCUUGGGCACAUUUGUUGGGAACUCAGCAGAGAGAACUGACCAUUCCACUACUAUUGAUCACAAUGUAGCAAUGAUGCUGGCCCAACUCAUAAAUGAUGGGAGCCCUGUUGUUAGAAAGGAGUUGGUUGUGGCAUUCAGUCAUCUUGUCAUUCAGUAUGAAAGUAAUUUCUGCACCGUGGCAUUGCAGUUCAUGGAAGAAGAAAAGAACUACCCACUUCCUUCCCCAGCCAGUGUAAUCGAACCUGGAAAUUUCACACCCGUGCGUGAUGGGCCAGCAACUCCAAGGCUUCGUUCAGUGAGUUCCUAUGGGAAUAUCCGAGCUGCUACUUCAGUGCGGAACUUGAAUAAAUCUCUUCAGAAUCUUAAUUUAAAUGAAGAAACCGGUGGUUCAAACCCAUUCUCUCCUGGGUAUCUAAGCACCAGCAGUAGCGCCAGUAGUACUCUGGGAAGCCCCGAUAAUGAUGAGUACAUCCUUUCAUUUGAAACCAUAGAUAAAAUGAGGAGAGUCAGUUCCUACAGCUCCUUGAAUUCAUUAAUAGGUGUAUCAUUCAACAGCGUCUACACCCAAAUUUGGCGUGUUCUGCUUCAUUUGGCAGCAGAUCCUUUCCCAGAAGUCUCAGACCUUGCUAUGAAAGUGCUCAACAACACAGCUUAUAAGGCUACAGUUAAUGCCCGACCACAACGUAUUCUAGAUUCCACAAAUCUCACACAGUCUGCACCAGCCAGUCCUACCAGUAAAGGAACACACAUUCAUCAAGUUGGAGGUUCUCCUCCUAUACCCAGCACUAGUAGUUCCAGUCUAACCAAUGAUGUGAGCAAACAGACAGGACCUAGAGAUAUUUCAGCAGUACCACGACCAGGAGCUGGUGCCGCUGGGGGGCCGCAGUACACUCCACAUUCUCAUCAGUUUUCACGAACACGAAAGAUGUUUGAUAAAGGUCCAGAUCAGACUGUUGAAGAUUCGGAGGAUGGAGUUGGACAUAAAAGUUUCAUGUCUACAACUAUGCAAACAGGUUUCUGUGAUUGGAGUGCAAAGUAUUUUGCACAGCCAGUGAUGAAGAUUCCAGAGGAGCACGAUGUUGAAAGCCUGGUUCGGAAGGAGCGCGAGUGGAGAUUCUUGCGUAAUGGGCGCGUUAGAAAACGAGCUGGUUGGAUCAUAGAGAAAGGUAUCACAAGAUUAGAUGACCAGAUCUUUAUAAACAGAAACCCAGGUGUCCCUUCAGUGGUGAAGUUUCAUCCUUUUACUCCCUGUAUAGCAGUGGCUGACAAAGACAGUAUUUGUUUUUGGGAUUGGGAGAAAGGAGAAAAGCUUGACUACUUCCACAAUGGGAAUCCCCGGUACACCCGGAUAACUGCAAUGGAAUAUCUGAAUGGACAGGAUUUCUCUCUGCUCCUCUCUGCCACAGAUGAUGGCGCCAUCCGGGUUUGGAAGAACUUUGCAGAUUUGGAAAAGAAUCCAGAGAUGGUGACUGCGUGGCAAGGGUUAUCUGACAUGCUGCCGACCACCAGAGGUGCUGGCAUGGUUGUGGAUUGGGAACAGGAGACUGGUCUCUUAAUGACUUCAGGAGAUGUCCGCAUUAUUCGUAUCUGGGACACAGACCGAGAGACAAAAGUACAGGAUAUUCCAACAGGGGCAGACAGUUGUGUGACGAGUCUUUCCUGUGAUUCUACUCGUUCCCUAAUAGUGAGUGGCCUUGGGGAUGGCUCAGUCCGCAUCUACGAUCGGAGAAUGGCUCCCAGUGAAUGCCGUGUAAUGACUUACAGGGAACAUGCUGCAUGGGUGGUAAAAACCUAUCUACAGAAGUCUCCUGAAGGCAAUAUCAUCACUGUGAGUGUAAAUGGAGAUGUGCGAUUUUUUGACCCGCGGAUGCCUGAGUCAGUGAAUGUAAUUCAGACUGUAAAAGGAUUGACAGCGCUGGACUUUCAUCCGCAAGCAAAUCUGUAUGCUUGUGGCUCCAUGAACCAGUUCAUAGCCGUAUAUAAUGCAAGUGGGGAUGUGAUAAGCAAUAUUAAAUACUAUGAUGGAUUUAUGGGGCAGAGGAUUGGAGCCAUUAGCUGCUUGGCUUUCCACCCGUAUUGGCCUCACUUAGCUGUUGGAAGCAACGACUACUAUAUGUCUAUAUAUUCAGCAGAGAAGCGAAUUAGAUAACGAUGAAUCUCACAGCCUUGCUUGUCCAUUUUACGGAACUUGUGAUCAGUGCAGAUGCUGUAUAUUACUUCUAAUGUACAUAUAAAAUUAUUUACUUGAACGUCUGGUGACAGCUGCUGCAAGACAUGACUUGAACAAUUUUCUCAAUAAAUACUUCAGCUACUGUAGGACAAUUCACUGCAAUGGUCAUGGUAUGUCUUGUUGUAAGAACAUGGCUGCCAAGCUUUUUUUUUGAAGACAUGUCUAGACCUUAAAUUUUGUUUAUUUUUAUUUUUGUUUCUUUUGUGAAUUAGAUUUUAGCAUUCAAAUUAAUAUAAUUUACCCAGUCAUGACUGCCUGAGAAUAUUGUAACAACUGUGCAUAAAUUAUAAAUUCUAUCAGCUCCCUUGGUAGACAAGUCUUAUGAAAAAGACUAAUAAAACCUUGGCUCACCAACCAUAUUAAAAUGCUAGUAGCUACUCUGGUGGACUAUUAAAAAGCUCACGUCCUUAAUGUGGUGUUACUUUGUGAGCAUUAUUUUAUCCAUAAAUUGUAGCAAUUCCACACAAAGAAAAUCAUGAUAUUCUGAAACAUUGUACAGACUUCUUUAUGAUUUGUUUUGCUUUUUCCCUUUUUGCGAUUUAAUUUUACAAAAUAAUUGCUAAUUGUAAUAGAAAACUCAAAUCAAAUCACACAAAUAACCAAUGAUGGAAAAGGAGACCUGAGCAGAACCUGAGUGAUAUUCUCUCAUCUGUUGAAUGUAAAUAAAACUAUUAAAGAAGUGGAAACUGGCCUGUGAAUGUUAUUCUUGUGUUAAUUCAUGUACCUAGUCUUUGGACUGAUAUGAAGGCUGAGCGUUGAGACUAGUGUGAUACUGUUUGUUUGUCUUUAUAUUUUAAUGUAAAGCUACAGCGUGCAUAUUAUGAUCUGACAUCUACAAAACUAUGUAGUGGAAUACUGUUUUAUUAUGUGCAUUAUUGAUUUAAAACAAAUUCAGCAUUGACUUUUUUAAAACUAGACAGUCAUAAUAUUAACACUAGAUAAGCAGUUGAUCGCAAUUAAACUCAGUUCAUAUUUAAGUAAAAUAUUAAUUUUAAUGCUUUUUACAACGCAAGGAAAGUAUUGUCUCUCAAGUUGCCCCCACACUUUUAUUUUGGUCUUUGCUGUGUAAGUUAUGAGAAAUUUGGGAAAAAAAAUAGAAAGCACUAUUUCUCAUGUUCAUAGAGUGAAAGUGAAGGAAAGUGAAGGAUGUCUUUUUGAUUGUAAUCUGUGUGUAUAGUUUGUUAUCUCUUCAUGGAAAUACAGUGUAGAUUCUAACAUCCCUUGUGUAUUAUAAGUUGGUGUUUCUCAGCUGAACUGCUAAAUUGACAUUGGUUUAACUUGGGGGUUCUUUGUUAGCAUAAACCAAAGCUUUAUUAUAGAAACAUGCUUUCAGGUUACCCAUAUGCAUCCAGAACUGCACUUAUAUUAUCAUUUUGGAAAUUGAAGACCCAACAGUUGGAAAUAGCUUUUUGUUUAAAUCAAAUUUGAGUUCAUUUUGCUGUUUAAAAAAAAAUACUCUCCUUAAUCCAGUAAUUGUCUUCUCAUGUAAGAAGUCAGCUCAGUUAAAAUUUAUGGCAUUAACAUCCAUCUGAAAUAAGAUAACUAAGUGUGUUACAAAAUAUCCUGGAAUCCAAAACCUUCAUCAAAUUUGAUUCUUUGCUUCAAACAAUGUGGAAAAUCUUUAGUAUCACUUGAAUGUAUUUUAUCAACUUUCUACAUUGAAAGCACAAAAUUAUAAAUGAAAGUAAAUUGGGGAAUUGUUAAAGAAAAAUAAGCCUUUAUAGACUGAAUAUCCAUGUACGUUGUGUAUCUAUGUAAAUGAUUUGGAGUUGGCUAAUGUAUUUUCCUCACUGGAACCUACUGACCUUACGCCCAAACUAAAAUGGAAUAGCCCAGAUUGAACAUUAUUUAGCAACCAAUGUAUUGAAUAGUUUAGCUAUUUUGUUUGUAGUGACUUUGUGCUGCAAAUUAAAUAGCGGUGUUUAGGAGCACUCAAGGUUUCAGUCUUUGUGCGUAGUAUAGAGGCUGGUGGAGCACCUGAGAUUGAAAGGUAUGUUCCCAUUCACUUUUACAUUGCUCAAUUUGCAACCAAUUGAUUUUGGAUUAUCAGUAAACAAGACAGCAACUACAUUUCAGCAUUCUUCAGCCUUUUGACCUGUGGGAUUAUAUACAAUAUAAAUUAGUGAGGAAGAAAGAUCAGUGUAAAUAGGAACUCCUUUAGCUUGACGUUUGUGAGCUCGAUUUCAAAUCUUUAGCCUCACAGAUCUUUUACCAGGCCAUAGUUUGAACAUCCCUGGCAAAAACAAAAUGCAUUUUGAUUGUAAAUUGUUUGAUGUUUAUUAGGUUUCUACCUUUAACGACCCUGUGCUGAGAAGAUGUUGAAGUAAUUCUCUUUGAACUGAGGUAGUGACUUAUGUUCAGGCUUUAGAUGACAAUUCAUGUGUCACCUGCAGUCUGACAUAACAAGAAAAUAUUGGUUGUGAUAAAAAUUCAAAAUGUAUGAAAGCUACUUAUCCCUUUGGAAUUCUUACAUCAAAUAACUUGUAAUCUAUCACAACCCAGUGAAGCAUACUGUGAUUGCAGAUGUAUUUCAAAGCAUAAACUUAAUGAUAAUUCACUCCACAUUGCUGUGAAAUAUAAUUUUUGAUAUGUUCUCUUUAAAGAAACUAAAUUGUAAAAGAAAAAUUCUAGAAAUUACAUCCAAUGUGGUUCCCAUUGGAUUGAAUUAUUCCUAAUUAUUUCUUUUUAUAUAUAUGUCUGCUUUCUGAGAAUAAAUUGUUGUAAUCCCACAUCUUCAAUAAUAGGAUGUAGCUGCAAAUAAAUUUUUGUCAUCUUCCAUGUGUUGUUUUUAUUUAUGUAAUUACAAUCGACUCAAAAUAUUCCCAGACAGUCAAGAUUUACUGUGCAUCUUCUACAUUCAAAAGUAUAGUUCCUUAAGCGAUGGAUAAUAUUGUUUUUUAAUUGGCAUUUGAAAUUAAAUUAGCAGCUUUCCAAGAAAUCAUUUUUGAUGAACAAAUAUUGUGAAGAACAUUUGAUGUUGUUUCAAACCCAAAAAUGAAUACAUACCUGUUACUAAUUUGCAAUAGUUUUUGAUUGUCUGUUUUAUAGGAUUUAACUUACAGUAUCAGAGCUGCAUACCUUUCUAAUAUCAGAUAAGUAAAUUAUUCAACUAUUACUGAGCUGUGGUGAAAUCUGGAAUAACAACCAAACGGGUUUGAUGUGGGGCGGAGCAAUACAUCAAUCCCUUCCCUUUCAGAGAUCUCACUGAGGCAAAGUUAACAUGAAGUCUCUCUUUUAAAUCCACUAACCUUGGUUUUAUGUAAUCUAUUCGGUUUCUGCUGGGGUGUUCCUUUCAUCCAUUUGUUGUCUAUUUACUGCAUAUGGAUUUCAUAUGCCGGGCAUUAAAUCAUUGAGGGAGGAUAUAUUGAUGUGAUACCUCAUGAGCCACUGUUUUGUAUGUCUGCUUUUUAGAUGAAAAUGCACAAUUAAACUAUAUUGGUGAAUAAAUCAA
This is a messenger RNA of Hemiscyllium ocellatum (epaulette shark), 7896 nucleotides long. It is a transcript of the gene rptor, whose product is annotated as regulatory associated protein of MTOR, complex 1. NCBI's taxonomy places the organism in Eukaryota, Metazoa, Chordata, Chondrichthyes, Orectolobiformes, Hemiscylliidae. The coding region runs from base 360 to 4364 and encodes 1334 amino acids. Gene Ontology annotation, molecular function: protein-macromolecule adaptor activity; protein binding. The record is from RefSeq and is a predicted model, not a curated record. Gene Ontology annotation, biological process: positive regulation of cell growth; TORC1 signaling; positive regulation of protein serine/threonine kinase activity. The transcript has 34 exons. Gene Ontology annotation, cellular component: cytoplasm; TORC1 complex.